AUGUUGGCCUGCGGGUUCAUCGACAUGGAACAGCGGCCGAAAGACGUGAGGAUUUCCAUUACGGGCGAAGGAAAGGAGCCACAGGCUACUCAGACGUAUAUUUAUAUAUAUUGCUUUUAGUACUAUUAUAGGCUGCCAGGCGUUGCACUUGCACUCCUUUUCUCAUUUCCGUUCAUUUGGGUUCUUCUUUUAGUAAUCCUCAAGUACCUCUAUAUUCUUUUUAAUACUAUUCAGUAUUAGCGCGUUAGGUUGCCUAGGCGACCAUUAAAUUGCGGCUUCGAUGCCCUUAUUUAAACGUUAAACCCGGCAAAUCAUGGAGAAUAAUCUUCAGUUAUUUCCUCCAUAUUUCGCGUAAUUUGCGUAAUUAAUCGAGUACGUCGAAUAUCAUGUUGUUUUAGUUAGGAAUUCUUGAAUUGCAUGUGAAAUAACUCUAUUGUAGCCCGUUUCGUCACAGUCCAGGCUACCGAAACUGGAGGGCCGAGUCAGUCGACGUCGGAAUGGCGCAAUUUCCAGCGCUUCCGGCGGUCCAUGGCCCUCUUUGUCGGUCCUGCUACCUCAGCUACGGUCCAGUCCGUCGACCUCCUCUAGCGACUCGAGUCCCGAGCCAGACUACUCCAGCGAGGAGCCAUCGACCAGUCAGACGCGUAGGUAAGUGUCAUAGUAAUCAAAGGUACAGUAACCAGACUUUGUUUGUUUAAAAUAUGCAAAUUAAAAUUUUUUAAAAUCAUAUGAAAACGUUUUUCUUGCAUAUGCAUCUUCAUCGUAUCUUUGCAAAACUGUAUUCUACACUAUAUUCUGGCAUUCCAGAAUAGCAUUAAUCGUCCCUCGAGGCUUUUUCACUUUAUUUUGAAUUAAUUUGGCCAAAUCCAAUUAAUGAAAAGGCAAGAAACGCAGAGAUAAGAAAACAGAUCCCGAUCUUCUCCAUCCGAUCUCCUGCUUCGGUUUCUCUAAUUUCAGCUGUCCAUAAAGGAAUCCCAAACAAUUCUUUUCCAUUCUUACUAAAUUGCGGGCGCCGUAGCUGGAGCGGGAUGAAUCGGAGCGGAGCAGUGAUGGAAGACCUCGUUCAAGAGUUGGUUCUGCACUUGGCCAAGCGGUGUGUCGCUGAACGGCACGACCGCCACGCCGUGUUUGCGCUCUCUUCGGCCGCCGCAGUCUGUCGCGGCGUGAAUGGCUAGGCGCACGCUCCGCUCCGGAGUAGGAAGCGAGUCGAGAGUGCGUCGGCCGCAAAGAGAGCGGCUUCGGCGGACGGAGCAGGGCGUUAGAGCGAUGAGCCGAUCGGCGAGGCAGCGCGGCGCCGAACCACCAGAGCGGGCAGACAGCCGGCCCUCCCCUAGCAAGCAACCGCGCAUACGCCGGGUCGUUUUUGUGGCCGGGUCUUCUUUUUUUCCCUUUUCUUUUUCGCUUUCCUACCUCGCUCUCGAUCUCGACUCACCUCACCCUCUCCCCCUCUCGCGCGUAACCAGAUAAGCUCCCUCCUCCAGCAACAUCGUCAUUCUCGCUUUUUAAAUUACAUAUUUUCUCGUAUUUGGAGAAACAAAUUAUUCCCCAAGUUUGUAGUCACAUUUUGAGUUAUUUUUUGUACUUUUAAAUUAAAAACAAAACGUGAAGCGAGAGGAAAGCCACUUUAUCGAUAAACUUAAUUAAAUUCGCGCCUUUUUCGGUCUGCUUAGAACGUGAAGCCGGUAUCAGGGUAUUAUUGAUGGAGCAAACUUAUGAGUUGAACUUUGUUGAACUCUCACCUUAUUUUGCAAAGUUGCGCAAACAAGCACUAUUACAAGUUUCGAACUUUGUACUGGCUUGGAAAAACCAGUGUUUUAAUUUUUUUUCUAAUGACAACGACUUUCUUGCUUGUACUAUUAGAUCUGUUAAAAGAACGACGUAAUAAUACGGCUCGUUCAAAGUUUUGACCCAGAACCCAUCUCUUAAAACGCUCGCUGUUUUUAACUGUUUUCAACGUCGCUUUUAUCGUAUUUGGUUUGCGACAUUCUUACGUAAAUUCUUUCAGAAACUCGCCAACUUCUAGUCGGCUUCAAGCAACUUCAGAUUUGUCAAUCCGAAGUUCAAAGUUACCGAAGGUCAGUGAUUUUGUAGUGAACGGUAUUUGAAUGUAAUUUGUAGACAAAACAAAGUUACAAUUCCAAUUUUGUGCUUUGAACUUUCCUUUGAAACAUUUGACUCAACUUCAAGCCGAUAAGGCUGUAGCUGAGCAGAUCCGAGCAAAAAACGAAUUUCUUUCGGCCUUUCUUUAACAUAACUUCGUUCCGCGCCGUCUCGCUUUGUUCAUUUAAACUAUCUGCGUUUCAGGACCAACGGGUUACGCCAAGCAGUAGUGCGCCAGACCGAGAACCAGUCCAACGGUGCAUUGGUUCGGAUGUUCGCAUGGAGCCGAACGCCCCGCCGCCCACUUCUGCACCGCCUUAUAUAGCGUCCGGAUCCAGUUAUAUGCCCCAGCAGCACUAUGAGUACGUGCACCCUGAGGGACCUGGGAUGUACCCAGUUGAACAGGUAAUUUAAGUCUAUAUGUCAUCAACAUAUUUUUUUACAAAGUGAAUAACAUCGCAAGAAUAAAAUAAGCAUAAACUUACAAAUCGCAAAAUUACAGCCAUACUAUGUUUCUAACGAAUACAACACGCCCUAUAUACACGAAGUACCCGGAGAUUCUCGUUACGUCGUAGAACAAGGUCAAGCCCCACCAAUGGGAUACUAUCAGUCGGUGCCAAGCCAAAUGUAGGUCUCAACAGUUUUUUAAACUCAAUUUUUGAAACAGCAAAUGAUUGACACUUUUACAGUGACCAAAACCAUUGUAACGGAUACCCUCCCCAACCCAACUCCUCCAAUGUUUACAUGGCACCGGGCUAUGCCGGUCCCAGCUCAUCUGGAGCCGUCUACAUCAGCGCCGUGCCACCUCAGGGAUACCCGGAUGCGCGAGGGUACCCUGACCAAGUCCGGAUGUCAUACCCUCCCGGGAACAGGUAAGACCAAAAACAAUAUUAAUCGAAUUCUUAUGAAGCCGAUUAAAUUCCAGUCUCCCCAAAAAGGUGACUACUAUUGCUCGGCGAGUUUUGGACGGUGAACAACAACAGCAGGACUCCGAUCUAACCGUUCUGGAAGCUGAAGUAGCCAGGUUCGCUAUAACCGGAGUCUUGUGAUUUGCCUCGCUGUAUUAAAUAUUGUCAUUGAUAAUAUCUCCACUAGCUCUCUAAUCGAAUGCUAAUUUCAGAAAUGUGUCACAAAUACUUCAUGCCUCGAGAAGUGCUGAACAAGUCGGCUCGUCACCUCACAUGUCCAACUCCCCUAUGGAAUUGAAUGGACAGAGGUCGAGUCAAGACUCAAGCCCACCAAAAACCUCACAGAAAAGUGGUGGAGGAACGAAGAAGAGGCCUUCAACCACUAGUCUACCAUCAAUACCAACUUCAGAUCCCGCAGAACCAAAGAAACAAUUCCAAUGUCAAGAUUGUAAGAAAUGCGUCAGUUCGGCGAGGAACUUGAAGCGACAUGAAAACUCGUGCAAAGCCAAGAAGGUGAGAUUUCGAUACAUUUAAAAAUUUUUAAUAACUAUUUGCAAAACAACAAAAAAUAAUAAAUUUUUCAGCAAAGCGUUAGUGGUCCACCAGAAAAAGCGCCAUCCUCAGCCGGCAGUCCGGCUAAGGCACCAUCACCCAGUAAGCCGCCUUCGAUGCCGCCACAACAACCCCCAGCUCAAUCUUAUCCUCCCACCUACCCUAACCCUGCUCCUAUGACUCAAGGCCCAAUGCCAUUCCCUCAUAACGCAAACCCUCAUCCACAACCUCCUCAAGGCAGGUACCCGCCGUACCCCCAAUCAGCCGUACCACAAGGAAACCCAGCUCCAAUGUUUGAAUACCCAAGCACAGGUAAGCACCACUUCUUAGUAUCAAAUGCUUUAAGGUAUGCCCGGUGGACUUCAUUCGGCACCGCCAGUGAUGCCAAGCUACAACCCUCCGUUGCAAGCGUACCCUGGUCCCAGCCCUCAACAUCAUCUACCGCAAACUCCGACCUUCCAACAACGUCCCACACCUCAAUCCGAAUACUCUGACAGUCCAAACAACUUUGGCUUUGCUCAGAACAUGGAAGCGUACUUGGAUACCACGAUAGAUGAAGUUGGGCAUAAUCCCUUGGCUUUCAUCGGUGCAGCUGAGUAAGUUCAAAGUUAUUUCAACACCAACAAAGUUUAAAAUUUAUAAAUUAAAUACUGUAAUUUACAAAAAAUGUGCCCUUUAAAGUCAAACACAACGUAACAAUACUCAAUUACAGAUACGACAGUGGACAUUCGGCGGAGCAAUCUAUGAGCAACACCUCAGACUACCCUCAACAUUCCCAAACUCAACCAAAGGAAGAACUGAAAGACCCGAAGUCAGACAUAGCACAUCGUCCCGUUCCUCAACCCCCAGAAUCCGGCAAAGCUGGAAAGAAGAGCGACAAAAACACAAAACCCACAGACUUCCAAUGCAACGACUGCUUGAAGUACAUGUGCUCUCAGAGAAGUCUGCGAAGGCAUCGGACAACGUGCAAAAUGAUUCCGGAGAAUAACCACGCCGCUCCUCCAGUCUCAACAGCGCAGCCGGCUACACAACCUUUGAAUCCCUUGGUAGUAAAAAAAGAAGAGAAAUAGUAAGUUAGUUUAUCACAAAACGAAUAUUUUUUCGCUUUCUCUGGAAAAAACCAUACUUGAAUAAUUAUUUUCCCUGCUUAACAUACUAACAAUUAAAAAUUACAGCGAUUCGCCCGAACCCCGUUGCCACUGUGGAGCAGUUUUUUCUGACGACGAAAAACUAGAACAACAUAAGCAGACGUGUGUGGAGUAAGUCAAAAACGUUUUAUAUAUAGUGCUUUUAGAUCCAAAAACGCAGCGAGUACCAGUCAAGGUGCAUCGGAAAAUGCAAAAUUCUGUUCGGAAAAGACUCUGAUGCCGCCGCCUGAAGCAGAGCAAUCUAAGCCUAUCAAAGAAGAAGUUGACAAUGCUGCCUUCUCAGAACAUAAGAGCGAAGAGGUAAAGGCUCCAGGAACGAGCAGCGUUACAGUAGGUGAACAUCUGCGACACAUUCAUGGCAAACCUGUCCAAAUCCCGAUUCAGAAAAAGCUACAAAAGAAGCCAAUGGUAAUCAAAAAAGAAGACGGAGAUGAACCACAACAUCAACAAGCAUACCCUCAAACUCAUCCUCACAUGAUGCAAGCACAACAGGGGCAACCCAUUCCUCAGCCAAUGCAUCCACAUGCCAUACACAUACAGUACCAACCAGUGCCGCAACCGCAUGACAUUCACAUGCAGAAUCCUCAUCAUCAGAUUCCUGCUCAACCAAUUGCAAACGGUCCACAAGAAGAGAACAAAGACGAAGCCAAUAGAAAGUCUGAACAAGUAGCUGAUGUCGUGAACUCAGUGGUGGAGAAGAUACGAAGACAAAACGAAUCUUGUGAAUCCCAGCCGUUGAAACGAGCCGCGCCACCACAGCAUAGUCCAGUCCAAAACAAAAUGAUGCGACAAGAAGGACCAGAAAUGAUACUACAAAGACCAAAAGUACCACCGAUGAAUCAGAUGCAUCCCCACAUGAUGAAUAUCCCGCCCCGACCUCAGUUAAUCAUGCCGGCUCGGCCCAUGAUGAUGGCACAGUCAUACUCAGUGAGUGAGAACACUCCGACCUCCGCCCCACCAAACUACAUGCAUCCCCCUCAACAAACCCCAACCUCGGCCCCUCCCAACCCAGCUCCUGCACCACCUAAAGACGCUGUGCGAUAUCUGUGUCCAGAAUGCUGCAAAACGUAAGACGUACUACAUUUUUACGAUUAAUUUUUCAAAAAUUCAUCUUUUUUUAUAAAAAUUUCAAAAGUUCAUUUUUUUAUAUUAAAAAUUAUAGGUAUUCUUGUCGGAAACACAUGAAAAACCACAGACAAAAGGAACAUUCACUGAAUGAUGAACAAGUUGAAGGACAGAACGCUGCUAAAAGAGUCAAAGUAAACCCUGAAGGCUUCAUUAUCACACCUGGAUUCGAACACGAGAACGAAAUCAUCAAACAGAGAAUGCUGACCAAUCCCCCCAAAGUGUCCAAGAAGAAAUCAAGUGCUGCAGCAGCACAUCCAUCUCGGCCAAAUGAAGAACAACACCGUGUAGGAGUACCAAUGCAUCAGCCGCACAGUGUACCAGCCGUACAAGGUCCCAGUGCCUUCUACGACCACAACAGUUACAAUCCACUGAGUGCGAUGGAGCCGUUGUCACAGUCAUCUGAAUCAUCCACACCUCAGUACGAGCAACUACAGCCUGUCCCCAUGGAUUACACUCUAGCUGGAGUGCCCACAGAGACGUACCAUCAAAGAAUGUUCAACCACGCAGAUGACUUGGACGUCUGGGAUCAGAUAAAGGCUCGAGUUGACGGUCCAUUCAACCACACAAGAGCAGAUGAGCUUGACGUAGCUAGAAUUGCAGCUGAUUUGAAGAGGUCGGCCGAAGAGAGUCAACUUGGAGAACUUCAUUCAACCAGCUAUCAGAUGACACACUACACAGAUCAGAUGGUGGUUGAGUCCAGAAAACCUGUGGAAUUGGCCGAAGCCGACUCCACGUUCUGCGAAGAUAUGGACGACCCUGCAGAGUAAGUUAACAUCAAAGUUAACCUUUUACAAAAUAAAUAUGCAAUUUUCAAAACCUUUCCUAAAACAACAAUGGAUUAGUUACUGCCGUUUAAAAUCCAAACAUAUGUCCGAACAAACUUUAUUAAAACCAAACUUAUUUCAGUAGACUAGCCUCUUCCACCAUGAUAUCAAAACACAUGAAUCCCAUCAGUUCCUACAUGACUGAUAUCGAAUUGAGCCAUCAGCUUCACGCAUUGGAGGCUCCAAAAACAAUGGCAAAGGCGGAGAAAAAGCAUAAGAGCGGAAACCAAGGCAAAUCAGACCGGAAAAGACCUUGCCCAACUUGUGGAAGGCUGUUAUCAACUGAUUACUCACUCAAAAGACACUCCACCAAGUGCAAACAAAACCAACAACAAGGUGCUGCCAACAAUAUCGACACUCACCUCGAGAACUCCAAUGACUCAGCACCACCCGAACCCUCCACCGACGACUCCCACAGUGCGGACCCAGACAGCACCACACUGAAUCCGCCCAACGGGCAGAGUCAGCCGGCUUCUGAAGACACCCGCAAAGGUCCAGACCCACAAACGGCACCACUAAACGCACCAGCACCAAUCGUACUGGAACAUCAGGCGGCCGAGAUACAAUAG
Messenger RNA from Bursaphelenchus okinawaensis, 7229 nucleotides. Lineage: Eukaryota; Metazoa; Nematoda; Chromadorea; Rhabditida; Aphelenchoididae. The record is from the annotation of a GenBank genome assembly.